Messenger RNA from Nicrophorus vespilloides, 929 nucleotides. RefSeq lists its product as uncharacterized. The record is from RefSeq and is a predicted model, not a curated record. Bases 112 to 759 code for a protein of 215 amino acids. Gene Ontology annotation, molecular function: DNA binding. The transcript is spliced from 3 exons. Lineage: Eukaryota; Metazoa; Arthropoda; Insecta; Coleoptera; Silphidae.
AAUAUGUUUAGUUACGUUCAAAAGCAAAAGUUUUAAAUAUUUUCUGUUUGAUAAUACUAAGUUUUCUUGCGUUUAAUUAGAAGGAAAUACAAAGUUAUUAAUAUCAUUAAAAUGGAUACUGCAAAGAAAUCUAAAGCCCAUAGUCAUUUCUUAGUGAGUUACGAGAAAAACUCUUUCACUUAUUACAGCAUUAUAAAGAGCAGCGAAGUGAUCAGUCCAAGAAAGUUUUCGUUCAAAGAACCUGUUUACGUCAGACUUCCCGACGUGAUUGCUUUGUGCAAAAUACUUAUGACUUCAAAUGAUGUGACUGAAUUGAUGAGUAUAGUUGUUAACAUGGAGAAACACUACCAUGCAGUAGUCGAAAGGUUCGAAGCGAAAAAACGCGAAAUCCAAGAGGCAAGAAACGAACCAUCGAUCAGACAGGAUGAAGACAGGAUAAUCACUUUCGGUCCGAACGGAACGAAAAUCUCUGCAGUUCAUAUGAGUCGGAUAUAUUGGAACGAUUACAAGGCUGCAACGUGCAAUUUACUUUACGCUGUGUUCACUGAGGAAACGUUAGCAACACACACGUUGACCGGAAGGAUACGUCCAAAACCUCAGUUGGAUCCGAAGAAAGUCGAGGAUAUUUCUGCAAUCGUCAAAGAAAAGUGCGGUGUACGUAUACUCGAAGUGCACGAAGUGAUUGCGAAACGAUGCAACGCGUUGCACAUGAAAUAUUUAAGGCGAAUGGAAAAAUUAGACCAAGAAAAUGAUCAGUAAAAUACAGGUUUUUUUUUAUCAUUAAAAUUUUAGUGAAUCAUUAAUAUUGUAGUUAUUCAAUAAUAAUUUGAAGCUAGAAUAUAAAUAUUACCGAUUUUGAAUAAAAAUUGUGAUUGUUAUAUCGAUUUUUCUCAAAGGCUGUUAGAAAAAAAAAACAGAAAAUUUCGAAA